Messenger RNA from Talaromyces atroroseus, 2145 nucleotides. RefSeq lists its product as hypothetical. The record is from RefSeq and is a predicted model, not a curated record. NCBI's taxonomy places the organism in Eukaryota, Fungi, Ascomycota, Eurotiomycetes, Eurotiales, Trichocomaceae. The transcript is spliced from 8 exons. Bases 1 to 2145 code for a protein of 714 amino acids.
AUGAAUGAGAGAUACCCAAGUUCCUCGCAUGCAUUCAUCCAAGCUGCCUCGGAUGACGUGUUUGCCGUUCCGAGUCAGGGAUCCAACACCAGAAGGCACUUUAUUGUCGCAGUCGACUUUGGAACCACGUUUUCUAGUGUGUCGGUGUAUUGUCGCCGUGGCAGCAGCGAUGUAGACUCAAGCCAAAUCAGCAGCAUCGCCAAUUAUCCCCAUGCCGCAAGCUAUCUUAGCCAAAGCCCCACGGAGGUGCCUACACAAAGCUGGUAUCCAAAACAAGGCAUGCCGUUCCGACAGCCAAUUGAUACUGAAACAAACAUCAGCGACGAAGAAGAGACGGUGGUGGAUGCGCACACUCAGAAUAGUGAUCACAUUCACGCCACCAAUGGGCAAGACUGGAUGGAUGUUGACCAAGACGAGGAGGACGAGGAUAGAUACGAAGAAGAUGACGGGAUUGUUGAUCGUUAUUACUGGGGCUAUGGAGUCUCCAAAAUUCUGGUCGCUAACGACACCCAUCGGGAACAAUCUCGAUGCAUAGUCAGGUCCAAGCUACUGCUUGAUCAUAGCGUCCACACGAAGCAUAUUAGGGCCCAACUAUCGACGACCGUCAGGGAUCUGCGCGCAAGGAAAUUAAUACGCGAUGAGACAGACAUAAUAGCCGACUUCCUAAAACAUCUACUGCGCCAUACGAGGUCGCAAAUGGAAUCCCAGUACGACUACCACAAUGACUGUUCGGUUGAGUUUGUUCUAUGUGUUCCAGCGAUGUGGACAGAAAAAGCAUUACGGACGAUGCAGAAUGCUAUUACCAGAGCAUUGCGCGAGUCUGAAUUUAUUGAAAACAGCAACCACGACGUCGACAACUUGUUCAUCGUUACGGAGCCAGAGGCAGCUUCAACGUAUGUUUUGGACAAAUCAGGGGAGAUAACGCCAGGGGAUUGCUUCGUCCUUCUUGACGCUGGGGGUGGUACGGUUGAUGCCAUUACUUACAAAGUGAAAUCCAAAUACCCCUUGAGGUUGGAAAGGGAAGAAUUCGAACCAGAAGGUGCACUCUGCGGGUCAAGUUAUUUGAAUGAAGAAUUCGAGAAGCUGCUUUGGCAUCGUCUAGCUAGUCACCGGGAGUUGGAAAAGGACGGGAUUACAAUUCAGGGGAAGAUCAAUGAGCUCAUGUAUCGCUUCGAAACACAAACCAAAAGAGGAGUUGAUAUCUACUCGGAUGAGUUUGAGCCUGAAUAUCUUCCUGUCACUGGUCUGAAGCCGACGGAUCAAGAGAAAUAUACGAGACCAAAUCGACUGAUCAUUACGAAAAAUGACUUCCGACGUAUCUUCAAACACUGUCUCGAUGGCGUAUCGAAAUUAAUGUUCAGCCAGUUAGAAAAAGCAGAGGAUGCAGGAGUUGUGAUUGGAAAAGUGAUAUUGAUCGGUGGCUUUGCAUCAUCUCCUUCUCUUGUUCGCCACUUGAAGAAGAAAUUAAUGGAGUAUUCGCUUCAGAAACGACGACGAAUACCUGUGAUAGUUGCUCCCUUUCCUGGCACAGCCGUAGCUCACGGUGCUGUACUUCGCGCGGCAAACAAAAUGGAUGGCCCCGAGCGACGGAUUCGCUCUAGUUUUGGGAUUUUGAGAGCCGAACCCUAUGAGCCGACACAGUGGGAAGCGCAUGCGAACGCGAAUCCCUGGCACGACCCUGUUGAUGGAAGGAAGUAUAUCAAAAAGACAAUCGACUGGGUCGUGAACAAGUUUCCUUUUCAGGGAGAGCUACUCCCAUCAGGGACGGUGAUUACCAGACCGGCGUUUCACACUUUCCCCGUAGAGCCAGAUAUCAAAUUCAUUUGUGAGGAGGUUCUCUAUAUAUCAAGCAGAAACCACGAGUCUCACUACCGUAAUACGCAUUUUCGGAAUAGAGGCUGUGAAAGAGCAGGACACAUACUUGUUGACAUGACAUUCCUCAAGGACGACCCUAACUUCCACCCUGUGGAUCCUGGACCUGAUGAGAAAGGCCGGCUUCAUUACCGUGUUGAGUUCGAGCUUGCGAUCAUAAUUGAUGGCCGUAAUUUACGCUUUGAAGCUAGGUAUCCCGGAGGAGAGCAUAGCGUGGUCAGGGGAGCGAGGCAGAUCAGUAUAGCCGCUUCUUUUCAACCAGGGACAGAGUGA